AUGAGGUAUGACGCUAUUCAACGUCGACGCAUCGUUUCCGACUACGGAUGGUUUGAGAGAAACAUUGAGAGCCAGUGGGUAGAUAUUGUGAAACCUAAACGUAAAGUUUUCCAGAAACUCCUAGCACAACAAUGCUGA
This is a messenger RNA of Haemonchus placei, 138 nucleotides long. The record is from the annotation of a GenBank genome assembly. Lineage: Eukaryota; Metazoa; Nematoda; Chromadorea; Rhabditida; Trichostrongylidae.